Mangifera indica (mango) is the source of this 3125-nucleotide messenger RNA. RefSeq names its product receptor-like protein EIX2. Gene Ontology annotation, molecular function: protein binding. The record is from RefSeq and is a predicted model, not a curated record. The transcript has a single exon. The coding region runs from base 113 to 3058 and encodes 981 amino acids. NCBI's taxonomy places the organism in Eukaryota, Viridiplantae, Streptophyta, Magnoliopsida, Sapindales, Anacardiaceae.
CAAGUAAAUUGGUCCUUCACGAGAAGUGCCAAGGAUGUUAUAAAUAGCUCGGUAUCGGUUACUUGAGCACAGCAAGUUCCAUUCUUCUAAUAAUAUACCAAUUAAACCAACCAUGAGUGUUGUUUUUGCCUUUCUUUUCCUGGAGUUACUUGCUACAAGCUUCUGCAAUGGAAACUUCAACCAGCUGGGUUGCAUCAAAAGUGAGAGAGAAGCACUUUUAAGGUUCAAGCAAGAUCUCAUAGAUCCUUCAAACCGACUUGCCUCUUGGAGUACUGGCGAUGCAGAUUGUUGUACAUGGUCUGGUGUUGUCUGUGACAACUUGACUGGCCAUGUCCUGGAGCUCAAGUUGAGAAACAGUUUUUCUCAUUAUGACGUACCUUCUGAAAUUCUUUUAGCCGAACAUGAAGCUCUUAAUAAAUCAAUGUUGAGAGGUAAGAUUAAUCCCUCUUUGCUUAAUUUGACACAACUGAUUUCCUUGGACUUAAGCUGCAAUGAUUUCAAAGGGGUUCAAAUUCCUAAAUUUUUGGGUUACAUGGGAAAUUUAAGAUACCUUAAUCUUUCCUUAGGUGGAUUCCAAGGAAGGAUUCCCCAUCAACUUGGGAAUCUCUCUAAUCUGGAAUAUCUUGAUGUCAGUUGGGCUAAUUUCUUGAUCAUUGUUGAUUUAGAUGAGGCUGAGAAUGGCUAUUAUGGCGCUCUGCGUGUUGACAAUUUGCAAUGGCUAUCAGGUCUUUCUUUGUUGAAACACCUUGACUUGACUUUCGUAGAUCUCAGCAAAGCCUCUGAUUGGUUGCAGGUGAUAAAAACAUUCCCUUCCUUAGAAGUGUUGUAUAUGAUAGAUUGUCAACUCCAUAACUUUCCCCCACAGCCUAUUACAAAUCUUUCCUGUCUUGCCAGUCUUCAUUUAAGUGAAAAUUAUUUUGAAGGUCCAAUCCCUGAUGGACUUCAAAAUUUGACUUCCCUUAGACACCUUUAUAUCAGUUUUAACUAUUUCAAUUCUUCACUACCUGACUGGUUGUACAAACUUAGCCAUCUAGAGGAACUUUAUCUUAUGUUCAAUCGCUUGCAAGGUAGGUUAGAUACUCUAGGAAAUUUGACUUCUAUCAAAGAACUUGAUCUCUCAAACAAUAGAUUUGAAGGUGGAAUCCCAGUAUCAUUCGAAAGACUUUGCAACUUAAGGAGAUUCUAUAUCUCAGGGGUUGAAUUGAAUCAAGAAAUAUCUGCAGUCCUGGAUAUUUUCUCUAGGUGUGUUUCAGAUGUACUUGAGGAUUUGGAAAUGAGUAGUUGUAAACUUUUUGGUCGUUUAACCAAUCAACUUGGACAGCUAAAAAAUGUAUAUACUCUUUUUUUAGAUUAUAACUCUAUUUCUGGUCCUGUUCCAUCAGCUUUAGGAAGACUUGGGUGUUUGCAAAGUCUUGAUUUUUCCCACAACAUGUUCAACGGAACUAUUUCCGAUAUCCAUUUUGCGAAUCUCACAAGAUUAUUGCAAUUUGGUGCAUCUGGAAACUCUCUAAUGUUGAAAUUCAGUCCUCAUUGGGUUCCUCCUUCUAAACUUCAAUUUUUAAGUUUGAGUUCUUGUUAUUUAGGACCUCAAUUCCCAACAUGGCUUCAUUCACAAAAGCAUCUACGUUAUCUAGAUAUAUCCUACUCAGGUAUUUUAGAUCAUUGCCCAAUAUAUUUGUUUCAACUUCCAUUCAAGCUUGUCUAUUUAGAUCUUUCACAUAAUGGUAUCUUUGGUCAUAUUCCAAAUUUGACACAGUCAAAUAGACUUGAGUUUCUUGACUUAAGUACUAAUAAUUUAUCAGGUCUUUUGCCUCUUAUACCCCUUAAUUUGUAUAUGCUAGAUCUAUCCAACAAUUCUUUGUCAGGAUCAAUUUCUCAUUUCUUAUGUGAUGGAAUAAACACAUCAAAGCCUUUGAUGCAAAUUCUCAUCCUUAAGAAAAACCUUCUAUAUGGAAAUUUACCUGAUUGUUGGAUGAACUUUCCAUACUUAAUAGCUCUGAAUUUAAAUGAGAAUAAAUUUUCUGGAAUCAUUCCAAUCUCUUUUGGAUCUUUAAGUUCUCUUCAGUAUUUACAUCUCCGCAAAAACCACCUCUUUGGAACUAUACCUGUGUCAAUCACAAAUUGUACAGAGAUAGUUACACUUGAUCUUGGUGAAAAUGCGCUUGUUGGGAAUGUUCCAGCAUGGUUGGGAAUAAGUUUUCCUCAAAUGGUAAUUCUCAAUCUUCGAUCAAACAAGUUUCAUGGACCUUUACCAAGAGAACUUUGCCAUCUUGCUUUGCUACAAAUGUUAGACAUUGCUGAAAACAAUUUUCACGGAAUCGUACCAAGAUGUAUCAGUAACUUUAGUGCCAUUACAAACUAUUCUAGAGAAAGCUCAAAUCUACGAUAUGGCGAAACUGAUGAAUUCUUUCAAGGUUAUAUUGAAGAUGCAUUACUUGUGAAUAAAGGUCAACUAGUUCAAUAUAGCACAAUUCUUGAAUUGGUGAAAAUAGUAGAUCUCUCCAAAAAUAAGUUCACUGGAGAGAUUCCAAUGGAAGUGACAAAUCUUGUUGCAUUGCAAACUUUGAAUUUGUCACACAAUUAUUUUACUGGUACAAUUCCUGAGGAUAUUGGUGUUAUGAGAUCAUUGGAGUGUAUUGAUUUGUCUUAUAAUCAACUUUCUGGUGAAAUCCCACAAAGCAUUUCGAAUUUAACGUUUUUGAGUCAUUUGAACUUUUCCAAUAACAAGUUAAUUGGAAAGAUUCCUUUAAGCACUCAAAUACAAGGGUUUGAUGCUUCCUGUUUCACUGGUAAUGAUCUUUGUGGACCUCCCCUUCCCAAGAAUUGUGGUGCAGUUGUCACAACAUCAAACUACAAUGAGGGAAAAGAUGACAAAAAACAUGAAGUUGACUGGUUCUACGUGAGCAUGGCACUUGGAUUUAUGGUGGGUUUUUGGGCCGUGAUAAAUCCGUUAUUCGUCAGCAGAAGAUGGAGGUUUAUGUAUUAUAAUUUCUUAGAUAGUCUUUGGAUCAAAUUUGGCAGUGUUGUAAGAAAAUGUUGUGGGUUAUUUUCUGUUUGAAGAUAUGUAUGUACUUUGUUUAAUGUACAACAAGCAUUCUUGUAAAAAGUGUUCCAAUAAAGGGAUG